Molecule: messenger RNA, 2941 nt
Organism: Oreochromis niloticus (Nile tilapia)
Lineage: Eukaryota; Metazoa; Chordata; Actinopteri; Cichliformes; Cichlidae
Gene: trim69
Product: tripartite motif containing 69
Exons: 6
Coding region: 489-2138 (549 amino acids)
Molecular function (GO): zinc ion binding; protein binding
Source: RefSeq, a predicted model, not a curated record
ACCCUUCUACCUUUUACUUACUUGGCAGAGAUCGUGGCCAUAAUUAGAAUGAUGAAAUCGCUAUCUACUACUCACAGAUGUUUUCCUGCUUUCUCCCUCUAACCCACACUCACGGCAAGAGCUCACACAGUCACAUCCACUGGAUUUACAUUUUUCUUCAAUUACUCUUAGAGCAGAUUAAGAGUUCAGUGAAGUCGGACUUUACUUGUGCAGACUUUUCUAAACAAACAUGCCAAGGAAAGAAUAUCCAUGGUCCGCCUCAGUUUCCUGACUGACGUCAGUCUGAGGGGGAAAGGGGGGCCUCUGAGAUCCCCUCACUAUCUGAUCUGCAUGUGAGAGGCUCAUGCUGCCUCUGCACCACCCCCUUGUUUUCCCCACAGCAACAGGAAAACUGGAGGCCAAAGAGAGCGGCCACACUCUGUAGGAGAGGAAGGACUCAGAAGUCCAGCAGUACAGUAAGAACAAAGAAGGACACUAAAGGCAAAGGAAUGAGCAAGAAUCAGAAAGAAGUGAAGAAAAUCCAGUCCGUCUAUCUGCAGAACCUGGAGAAAGUGAACCAGGGGAUAAAGCCGGACAAAAAAAGUUGGAAACCUAAAGAAGGAGACUUUGCUGUGCAAACAGCAAUGGAAAAGCCACGACAGCCUCCCAUAGCUGGACAAGUGGCUAAAAGCUCGGCUCACAGAAUCAGCAGAGACCUGACUUGCUCCAUCUGUUUGGAUCUUUUCAAGCAGCCGGUGUCCUUGCCCUGUGAUCACACCUUUUGCCAGGGUUGCAUUGAGGGUUACUGGGCAGGGCCACGGGGCACCGGGCAAGGUGGAGCCGGCUCCUGCCCUCAGUGCAGGAAGGUGUACCCCGGACCGAGCUACAGACCCAACCGUAUUGUGGCCAACAUAGUGGAGAGUUACUGUCAGGGUCUGGAGGAGAGCGGGACUGGACCCUGCCUGCCAGAUGCCGGGGUGCCAGAGAGGGCUCCUGCACCGGUUGCACGCUGUAGCCGACACAGGGAGGAGCUGAAACUGUACUGUGAGGAGGACCAGGAGCUGGUGUGUCUGGUGUGUGGCAUCUCCCAGGAGCACAGAAGUCACACCAUGGUGUGUGUCCAGGAGGCAGAACAGAAGUACAGGGCAUCCCUGCACAGCUCAAUGGACUCUUUAAAAGCUGAGCUCAACAUAGCGCUGCAGUGUGACAGAGAAGCUGAAGACGAGGUGAAGAAGCUGAAGGAGCACACCGCUGAUCUGAAGCAGCGCAUCGAAGCCCAGUUCAGCGACCUGCAUCAGUUCCUCUACCAGGAGGAGAAACUGCUGCAGGUGAAGCUGAAGACGGAGGAGCGAAGAGAGCUGAUUCGCCUGGACGAGCACAAGGCCCUGCUGUGCGUGGAGAUCUCCCGUCUGCAGAGGGCUGUCCAUGAGAUAGAGGACAAACUAAAAGAGCAGGACCCAUUCACUCUGCUCCGGAGCAUCAAAGCACUUCUCCAGAGGCCUCCACUUAAGUUUGAGAAACCCGUGUUUACACCGCCCAGUCUGUGUGAGGGCCGGUUUGCAGGGCCCCUACAGUACAGAGUGUGGAAAUCUAUGAAAGGAAGCAUCUAUCCAGUUCCAGCUUCCAUCACAUUUAACUCCAGCACGGCCAACCCAUGGCUCAGUCUGACUUCCUCCCUCACCUGCGUUCGAUACCAGAACUUUAACCACACUGUGGAGGACAAUCCCAACAGGUUUAAUGCCGCCCUGUCGCUGCUGGGUAGCCAGGGCUUCACCCACGGGCGCCACUACUGGGAGAUCGAGGUCUACAGCAGCACAGUCUGGACUGUGGGGGUAGCCCGGGAGUCGGUGCCCAGAAAGGGAGUCAUCAAAGCCCUUCCAGCUAACGGCUUCUGGACUAUCUCUCUCUCUUAUGGGAUUCGGUACAUGGCGGGUACGUCCCCUCCAACUGUCCUGUCACUGGAGGAGCCACUGGCCAGGAUCGGUGUGUACGUGGACUACAAGAGGGGCCUGGUGUCCUUCUACAACGCAGAGAGCAUGACACACCUGUACACCUUCAGGGAGACCUUCACAGAAACACUGUAUCCUUAUUUCAACUUGGGCUUCCUGGACAAAGUGCAUGAAAAUGAGCCUCUCAAAGUUUUCUUGCCAAAGAUUUAGCUGCUGUGAAAAAAGGAGAACAAAGGGUCAAACAGUUACCAAAAAUGACUAGAUAUGCAAAAAAAUCAUAUGUGAAUAAAAAAGGUUCCUACUGUACAGAUUUGUAACUGUGCACAUGCACUGUGCAGUUUAUCUAAUCAGAAAUCAGAAACACGUGUAUCCAAGCUUUGCUGAGUUUGCAGACUAUGAAUCUACUGUCAACCAUUUCAUUUCAGAGAAGCUGUGCUUCGGUGAAGAAUGUGAAACUGUCUGGCUAUCUGACUGUAGUGACAUUAUUGUAAUGUGCUGUUAUGUAAUCUUCUUUAUGCAUGGUUCAUUAAUUCAUUCAGUACUUUGUUUUUUACUCUGUAAAUAACUGACAUCCUGAAUUAUACUGGAGUUACAACACUUGAUGAUGUGAUGCAUUCAAGGAUCAUGGAGAAAUGUUUUAUUUCAUCAUAGCAAACAUUAGGUUGUACCACACAUUUAAAUAAAAAUCCAUUUAAAUCGUCUUUUUGUAUGUGUGCACAUUUUUGUAAUUGAGAAAUUUUAGCACAUAUUGAUCAAAAGCCUGACGCAUGCUACACUAAAUGUGUGGCACCGAAGAUGUAAAAAGAUGUCCUUAAUUAUAUGCACAAGUGUGUUAUUUCCAGUAUUAUAAUGAACAGAACACCUCCAUGAUCAAACUUCUUAAUUCUGCUUUUUAUGACUACCUUAUGGUUCCCUUAAGAGUUCAUUAAUUAUUUAUUUAUUCAACCACUUGCAGCGCUAUGAAUAAAUGUUUUACACUAGUAACAAACUGAACUGGAAUGAAUGACUGUUUA